Molecule: messenger RNA, 2508 nt
Organism: Tachysurus fulvidraco (yellow catfish)
Lineage: Eukaryota; Metazoa; Chordata; Actinopteri; Siluriformes; Bagridae
Product: NACHT, LRR and PYD domains-containing protein 9-like
Exons: 5
Molecular function (GO): protein binding
Source: RefSeq, a predicted model, not a curated record
UUGGAACACAAAGUCAGCUCUCUGAUAAAGAAUGAGCUGAAGAGGUUUAGGAAGCUCCUGAAUCCAGAUUACCCAGCAUGCACUGAGAGGGAGGUGGAGGAUGAGGAGGAUCUGCCCAGUGUCAGAGACGGAGCGCUGAAGAUCACACUGCAUGUCCUGAAGAACAUGAACCACACAGAUCUCGCUAACACACUGCACAACAGUUCUGUGUAUCAGUCAAAGUUGAAGUCCAAGCUGAGAGAGAAGUUUAAAAGAAUUCAUGAAGGAAUCUCACAGCAUGGAAGCUCAGCACUUCUGAAUGAGAUCUACACUGAGCUCUACAUCACAGAGGGUUGGAGUGGAGACAUCAAUAAUGAACAUGAAGUGAGACAGAUUGAGACAGCGUUCAGGAGACCAGCAACACAGGAGAAACCCAUCAAAUGUAAUGACCUCUUUAAAGACAAGUCCAUCAGAACUGUGCUGACUAAAGGAGUUGCUGGAAUUGGAAAAACAGUCUCUGUGCAGAAGUUCAUCCUGGACUGGGCUGAAGGAAAAGCAAAUCAGGACGUCACCUUCAUGUUUCCACUUCCCUUUAGAGAGCUCAAUCUGAUGAAGCAGAAAAAUCUCAGUCUGAUGAAUCUUCUUCAUCACUUUUUCCCAGAAAUAAUAAAACUAGAAUCAAUAGACUGUGACUCCUACAAAGUGGUGUUGAUCUUUGAUGGUCUGGAUGAGUGUCGACUUCCUCUAAAUUUCCAGAAGAAUGAGAUAUUGUGUGAUGUGACAGAGUCGGCCUCAGUGGAUGUGCUGCUGACGAACCUCAUCAAGGGGAAUCUGCUUCCCUCUGCUCUUCUCUGGAUAACCACAAGACCAGGAGCAGCCAAUCAGAUCCCUCCUGAGUGUGUAGACCAGGUAACAGAGGUACGAGGCUUCAGUGAUCCUCAGAAAGUGGGGUACUUCAAGAAGAGUAUCAGUGAUCAGAGCCUAGUCGAUAAAAUCAUCACACACCUGAAGUCUUCAAGGAGCCUCUACAUCAUGUGCCACAUCCCAGUCUUCUGCUGGAUCUCAGCCACUGUUCUAGAGAGAAUGUUGGGUGACGCAGAGGGUGGAGAGAUCCCCAAGACUUUGACUCAAAUGUUCACACACUUCCUGAUCUUUCAGAUUAAACAAAAGGACCAAAAGUACCAUCAGAAAUGUGACCCUGAUCCUCUGCAGUCCAGAGAGAGUAUCAUGGCACUGGGAAAACUGGCUUUCCACCAGAUGGAGAAAGGAAACCUGAUCUUCUAUGAGGAAGACCUGAGAGAGUGUGGCAUUGAUGUCAGAGAAGUGUCAGUGUACUCAGGAGUGUGUACCCAGAUCUUCAGAGAGGAGUUUGGUCUUCACCUGGGGAAGGUGUUCAGCUUCGUACAUCUGAGUGUUCAGGAGUUUCUGGCUGCUUUAUACACAUUUCUCUCCUUUAUCAGCAGAAAUGUAACAGAACAUCAAACCUCUGAUCUGUCUGAUCUUUUCAGGAAGUCAACCAUGUCUGAUCUCCUCAGGUGUGCAGUGGACAAGGCCUUACAGAGUGAGAAUGGACACCUGGACCUGUUCCUCCGCUUCCUUCUGUGUCUCUCACUGGAAUCCAAUCAGACUCUCUUACGAGACUUAAUGCCACAGACAGGAAGCAGAUCUCACAGCAAACAGGAAACAGUGAAGUACAUCAAGGAGAAAAUCAGGGAGAAUCCAUCUCCAGAGAAAUCCAUCAAUCUGUUCCACUGUCUGAAUGAACUGAAUGAUCAUUCUCUAGUGCAGGAAGUACAAACUUACCUGAACAGAGGAGGUUACAGUCGUCUCAGUGACACCAGACUCUCUCCUGCUCAGUGGUCAGCUCUGGUGUUUGUGUUACUGAACUCAGAACAGGAGCUGGAUGUGUUUGAUUUGAGGAAAUAUGAUCGAUCAGAUGAAUGUCUUCUGAGGCUGCUGCCAGUGGUCAAAUCCUCCAGAACAGCUGAUCUGUGUUUCUGUAAUCUGACAGAGGAAAGCUGUAGAGUUCUGUCCUCAGUUCUCAGCUCAAACUCCUCCAGUCUGAGAGAACUGAACCUGAGUAAGAAUAAACUGCAGGAUUCAGGAGUGAAGCUGCUCUCUGAUGGGCUGAAGAAUCCACACUGUACACUGGAGAUACUGAGUCUGUGUGAGUGUAAUCUGAGAGAGGAAAGCUGUAGAGUUCUGUCCUCAGUUCUCAGCUCAAACUCCAUCAGUCUGAGAGAACUGAACCUGAGUGUCAAUAAACUGCAUGAUUCAGGAGUGAAGCUGCUCUCUGAUGGACUGAAGAAUCCACACUGUACACUGGAGUGGUGUAGACCGAACAUGCUGAUCAUGAUGGAACUUACGUCGUUCUGCAGCAGUUUUCAACCUCUCACGUGCACCCUCAAACGCAACAUGGAGCCUCCUUUGAUGCUCCAGAACCCACUCAUGGGUAUUACCCAACACGAUCUCCUGUACACUACCCAGCAGAAAGUCAACUGGGAGCAGUGGUUCUUGUCCAAACAUUAA